Messenger RNA from Penicillium samsonianum, 1302 nucleotides. Its product is annotated as lipid-binding SYLF domain-containing protein. The transcript has 3 exons. NCBI's taxonomy places the organism in Eukaryota, Fungi, Ascomycota, Eurotiomycetes, Eurotiales, Aspergillaceae. Gene Ontology annotation, biological process: actin cortical patch localization; actin filament bundle assembly. Gene Ontology annotation, cellular component: actin cortical patch. Gene Ontology annotation, molecular function: actin filament binding; phosphatidylinositol binding. The coding region runs from base 1 to 1302 and encodes 433 amino acids. The record is from RefSeq and is a predicted model, not a curated record.
AUGAAGAACCCGUUGCACAACCCAUUGCCUGCCUCACUAUCUAGCGAGUGCAAAAAGGCCGCUGCGAUUCUCGAAUCUUUCAUCAACCCGAAACUCAAAAUCGAUGGAGAAAUCCCACGUAAGAUAUUCGCGGGAGCCAAGGGAAUCGCCAUAUUCACAGCACUCAGAGUUGGAUUCUUGGGCUCUAUCCGCUUCGGCUCGGGACUGAUCGUCGCCCGUCUCCCAGACGGCAGCUGGUCCGCCCCGUCAGCCAUGGCAAUGGGCGGCCUCGGUGCCGGCGGUCAAUUUGGCGCAGAGUUGACGGAUUUCGUGUUCGUCCUGACUACCGAUUCAGCAGUGAAGACAUUCAUGCAGUCGGGAAACUUGACUCUUGGUGGGAAUAUAUCCAUGGCUGUCGGGCCCAUUGGUCGGAGUGCCGAGGCUGGGGGAGUAGUGGGCACCAAGGGCGCAACUGGGGUAUUCGCCUACUCCAAGACCCGUGGAUUGUACGGCGGUCUUACAGUCGAGGGUGGUGUGCUUGCCGAGCGUGCGGAUGCAAACAAAAAGCUAUAUGGGCGGAAAAUUCGAGCAAAGGAGCUGCUGAGCGGGUUGAUUCCACCACCACCUGAAGCAGGAGUCCUCAUUGAGGUUUUGAAUGGGGACUUCUUCUGCAUUGAAGGACCUGCGGAAUCAGCUCCAGAGGGCACCGAACAGUCGGGCGAACAAAAUCCCGAGGCUGCUGCGCAACCCCCUGACGGGCAAUUACAGGGGAAUUUGGCGCCUGCUGCUGAUCAGUUAGCAGCUGUCGGGCCAAACGCAGAGCAGACACCUAGAACUGCGGAACCAACCCCGGAGGAAACCGAGCAGUUGCGCGAACAAAGUCCCGAGGCUUCUGUGGGGAUUCUAACGCCUGCUGCUAAUCAGUCAGCAGUCGUCGAGCUAAACGCAGAGCAGACGCCUGGAACUGCGGAAUCACUCACCAGAGAUUCUUACGGUGUAUGCCAUGAGCGAGAUGCUCAUGAGACAACUCCGGCUACUGAAAGUAAACCAGCUACUGAGCUAGCUACCGAUGAAGCAACCGGAGACGCUGAAGUAUCCCACAAAAUCACCCACGUUACCCAUACGUCAAACGUGCCAGAGCCUAUAUCUCCUGCCGAGAAUGUUGCGGCUUUGGAGCCGAGUACACAAUCAGUACCUAAAGGCAAAGAACCGGCAGCUGGAGACGCGGACAAUACCUCUCGUGAGGCAGGUGUUCCGGAGCCUAUCCCCGCUACUGGGCGGUUAUCUGACAGCAUAGACAUUGCUCCAAGUGCGACUCGCUGA